CCACAAUUCACAUCUAUGACUAUGUACGAAAGUAACGGCAUCAAUGGCCAUGAGGUAACAGUGGGUUCGAAGAUGAUGAAUGGGGCCACACUCAACGGACAGCAAACCAAUGGUGUGCACACGAACGGCACAAAUGGUACUUCGACCCACAGGGCCCAUGGUAGUCGCCAAACCCCCAUCGCCAUCUGUGGUAUGGCAUGUCGUCUCCCAGGGGGAUUGACGACGCCCGAUGAACUUUGGGAUUUCCUCCUCGCAAAGAAAGAUGGACGAUGCCGUGUCCCCGAAUCUCGCUACAACAUUGACUCAUAUUACUCAGAUACAAAAAAGCCAGGGACAGUCUCAACCGAGUAUGGAUAUUUCCUUGACCAGAGCGUCGACGUCGGAGCGCUGGAUACCUCCUUCUUUAGCAUGACGCGAACAGAGGUCGAGCGAGCCGACCCUCAGCAAAGACUCAUGCUGGAAGUCGCACGCGAGGCUUUCGAAGAUGCCGGUGUGACAAACUGGAGAGGCAAGACAAUUGGCACCUAUAUUGGUAAUUUCGGAGAGGACUGGCUGGAGAUGUUCGGGAAGGAGACCCAGCCUUGGGGAAUCCAUCGUAUCUCCGGCUCAGGAGACUUUGUUGUUGCUAAUCGGUUGUCAUAUGAGUUUGACCUACAAGGGCCAAGUAUGACAAUUCGUACAGCCUGUUCAUCCGCCCUAGUGGCUCUAAACGAGGCCUGUGCUGCGAUUAGCAGAGGUGACUGUGAAUCCGCUCUAGUGGGUGGUGUCAAUCUGAUCCUCGCACCCGGAAUGUCGAUGGCGAUGCAGGAACAAGGGGUUCUAUCUAGUGACGGCUCAUGCAAGACCUUCUCUGCUGACGCCAAUGGGUAUGCCCGUGGAGAGGCGGUUACAGCCAUAUUUAUUAAGCCAUUGGCCGAUGCCCUGAGAGAUGGCAACCCAGUUCGUGCGGUCGUGAGAGCAACAUCCCACAACGCGGACGGAAAGACUCCUACACUGUCCCAACCUAGCACGGACGCACAGGAGGCUCUAAUGAGGAGGGCAUAUGAUCUCGGAGGUAUUACUGACUACACGGAAACCGCCAUGGUUGAAUGCCACGGCACAGGUACGCCGACUGGGGACCCUAUCGAGGCGAGAGCGGUGGCGCGGGUCUUUGGGGACAAAGGCGUCUACAUAGGCUCCGUCAAGCCCAAUCUGGGGCACACAGAAGCUGCAUCCGGCCUUGUAUCACUAUUGAAGAUGGUGAAAGCACUCGAGCAUCGCACCAUCCCCCCUAACAUCAAAUUCACUAGCCCCAACCCGAAUAUUCCGUUCGUGGACAGUAAGCUCACCGUUCCUACCGAGGCACUGCCUUGGCCGAAAGAUAGACUUGAAAGGGUCAGUGUGAAUUCGUUUGGGAUUGGUGGUGCAAACGCCCAUGUCAUUCUAGAAUCUGCUGCCACCCAUAACGUUCCGGCUGCAGUUCACGAAACGCCGGAGACACCGCAACUUUUGUUGUUUACAGCCAACUCGUCGAAGUCAAUCACGAGGAUGAUCGACAACUACAAGGAAUGGGUGGAACGAAAUCCGGACAAGGUCAGUGAUCUGGCCUACACCUUGGCAAGGAGAAGGGAGCACUUGCCGUACCGCGCUUUUGCUAUUGUCAGUAAUGGUGUGGUUGAAAGCGUUUCACACCCUGUAAACUCCAAAUCUGCGAAGCCACCAAGCGUGGUUAUGGUCUUCACUGGUCAGGGUGCACAAUGGCCCCAGAUGGGACGGGAGCUGUUGCGGUCGAAUGAGGUAUUCAGAUCUAGCAUCCGAUCUCUCGAUCAACACCUGCAGACCAUUGCCGGGGAGAAGCCUCAAUACUCGAUCGAAGAGGAGCUCAAGAAGACAGCUAAAAAGAGCCGUCUGUCAUUGGCUGAGUUCUCUCAACCCCUUUGCACUGCUAUUCAGAUUGCACUAGUCGACACUCUCAAGUCCGCAGGGAUUCGCCCAGACGCAGUCGUGGGCCAUUCCAGUGGUGAGAUUGCUGCAGCAUACGCCGCCGGGGCGCUCACAGCUGGCGAGGCUAUAACAGCUGCCCAUCACCGCGGGGCAAUCACAAGCAGACAAAAGAGAGCAGGGACAAUGGCAGCUGUUGGAAUGAGUUGGGAACAAACCGAAAAGUACCUCGUCCCAAGUGUGACCAUUGCCUGUGAUAACUCACCCAAAAGUGUUACAAUCUCAGGUGACGUCGACGCUGUCAAAUCUGUUGUUGCUGCUAUUAAAGAGACACAACCGCAGAUACUGGCUAGACUGCUCCAGGUUGACAAAGCUUAUCAUUCGUUCCAUAUGAAAGAGAUCGGAGAGGAUUACCAAUCCUUGAUUGGCGAGGAAGUGGUCGGGAGAGACCCUUCGGUGCUCUUCUUCUCAAGUGUGUCGGGAAAUGUUCUUGGCCACGAGCACCCCAUCCAUUCGAAGUACUGGCGGGACAAUUUGGAAUCGCCGGUUCGGUUUCGCGAGGCCAUCACUGCCAUUUUGAAACAUGACGUAGGGAGGAAUGCAAUCUUCCUUGAGGUUGGGCCUCACGGUGCGCUCGCAGGUCCACUGAGACAAAUAUUCACUCAAGUUUCUUCUCCUGCUCCCUAUGUGUCUGUUAUGGCGCGCAACCAAGAUUGUAGCGCAUCUUUCUUAUCUGCCAUUGGAGCCCUACAUUCGCUCAAUGUUGACGUUGAUCUUCAGGCCCUCUUUCCCGCAGGUUCUUGUCUUUCAGAUCUUCCGCGAUACCCAUGGAAUCACGAGGGCAGUUACUGGUACGAAUCUCGUCUCAGUAAGGAAUGGCGCAGCCGCAGAUUCCCAUACCAUGAUCUUCUUGGUGCAAGGGUGGCUGAGAGCAGUGAUAGUGAACCUGUCUGGCGUAACAUGCUCCACGUUACAAACACACCGUGGAUUCGUGACCACAAGGUCGGCGACAAUAUUGUCUUCCCGUUCUGUGGCUACAUUGCCUUGGCAGGAGAGGCGGUCAGACAGUUGACAAAUGUUAAGGGGGGAUUCAGCGUCCGAAAUAUCAUUGUCAGCACUGCGCUGGUGCUCAGCGAGGGGAAGCCGACAGAGAUAAUGGCGACAUUCCGUCCACACCGAUUGACGAACUCCCUGAAUAGCGUAUGGUGGGAGUUUGCCGUGUCAGCGUAUAAUGGGCGCAAUUGGACAAGGCACUGUACAGGAGAGGCCUGCGCUCAGUCAUCGGCACCGGGAAAGGCUGAGGAUCCUGCUGCCUUGCCCCGGAAGCUCAAUACGAGAAAAUGGUAUGAAAAAAUGAGCAAAGGGGGCCUAAACCUGGGAGCAUCAUUCCAGACUCUUGAGACGAUGACGACCUCAACUUUAGAGCAACGGGCUGUUGGCAAUGUUGUUAAUGGAAGACAGGGGGAUGAAGCCAACUACCACAUCCACCCUACCGUCCUUGAUGCAACCCUCCAGAUUCUGGGUGCUGCAGCAGUCAAGGGCUACGGACGCAAAACCAAAACCUGGCUCCCGACCAGCAUCGAUAAAGUCACCGUCUAUGAGUGCCCCUCUGAUAUGAUUACUAGCGUUUCUGCUACGCUGUCGAGCAACUUUUCGGUCGUUGGAGAUGGCAUUUGUAUAUCUGAGGGCACGACAGUUGUUGAAGCCGCUGGUAUCCGGAUGUCCCUUGCGGAUGGUGCUGGUGUAGCGGACGUUUCAGACACACACGCCGCGUCGAGGUGUGAGUGGAGACCCGAUAUUGACUUCCUAGAUAUGCACGAGCUCUUUCGCGCACCAGUAAGCCGAAGGGACCACUUGCGUCUUCUAGGGGAGCUCGGGGACAUCUACUUGCUCCUGUCUCAGUGGAACCUUUCAGAAUUGGGAAACAAUCCAACUCUGCCACAUCUGCAGAAAUACAUGACUUGGAUCAGGUCUCAAUCCAGCUCGAUUCCGUUUAGAUUACCUUCAACUUGGACAGGCCUUGACAAUGAGGCUAUCUCGGCUCGGAUCGACAAUAUAAUGGGCCAGCUCGCAGAUAGCACAGCAGUCCCGGUUGCCAAUGCCAUCCGUGAAGUCUGCACACAGAUGGACUCCCUCUUGUCCGGCAAAGGCCUGGAUAGUGUCCUCCCCGAGGGAGCUCUAACGCACGUUCAUGAAUUUCUCGGACAGCUAGACCGAAGGGAAUUUAUUCAAAGGUUGAGCCAUUCCAAGCCAAACAUCAAAAUCCUUGAGAUUGGAGCUGGAAAUGGCGUGUCGUUGCACCGUGAUAUCCUCGCCGAAUUGACGCGAACCAACGGGGAGAUUCUGUGUGCCAAGUACACUUUGACCACCCCGGGCUACGUUGCGGCGACAACCCAAGAGAAGGCAUUCCCCAAUAUGGAAUUCGCUAGCCUGGACAUCAGCGAGGAUCCGUUCGAACAAGGAUUUGACGAAGUCGGGUACGAUCUCAUUAUAGCGGUCAACGCUCUCCGUGAAACGAAAAAUGUCCAGGCAAGCUUGACCAACCUGAGGAAGCUCCUACGUCCCGAUGGCAGAUUGCUACUGCAGGAACUUUGCCCGUCAUCCAGAUGGGUCCAGUAUGUGCUCGGCGUGCUACCGACAUGGUGGUCGGGCCCUGUCGAUAGGCCAAUUGAGACGGCAUACCUGCGCAAAGAAGAGUGGGAGACAGAGCUUUCUGCUGCCGGCUUUGGCGAUAUCGAGGCUGUGGCUCUGGAUUCAGAAGAGCCUCACCAAACUACCAUUACGAUGGUAGUAAGGCAGGUCCGUGAGACGCCAAUGAAGAAGGUUACAGUUCUUUCUGAGGAGGAAGGGCCUGCUGUCACACACAUCUUGACUCAGCUCGAGAAAGAGGGCUACCAGGUGACUAGAUGUAAAUUAGGGGAUGAGCCUCCAGCUGGACAAGAUGUGAUUGCGCUCCUGGACGUCGACCGGCCCUUUUUCCACGAGAUUGAUGAAGCACGCUUCCUCUCAUUCAAGGCCUUCCUCCUCGGCCUUCAAAGCCGCGACGCCGGCAUGCUCUGGGUGACUCAUCUCAUUGAUAUAGGAUGCCGUGAUCCACGAUAUGCACAAGUUCUCGGCCUCGCCAGAACUAUCCGUACAGAGCAGCUGGCCAAUUUGGCGACCUGUCAGGUCGACAGCUUCGACAAUCCGAAAUCCGUCGAGCAACUACUCCAGGUGUUUUCCAAGUUUCAGCUCCGGGAAGGCGACGAGGAGCUCAACCCCGACUUCGAAUGGGCCAUUUUCAAUGACCGAGUUCAAGUCGCACGCUUCCAUCCCUUCGUCUUGGCCGACGAGCUUUCCGUCUCGGAAGAUUCGAACGAGAUGGCCACACUGAAUGUGCGUACCCCUGGGCGGGUGAACAGUCUACAUUACGCGCGUCAUCAACGAAAGGAUCUCGACAACGACGAAGUGGAGGUCGAGGUGUACUCCGCCGGUCUGAACUUUCGGGAUAUUCUGGUCGCACUGGGCAUUGUUGAAUUGCCGGUCCGUCUCUUCGGAAUCGAAGCAGCAGGCAUCGUCACGCGUGUUGGGGCAGACGUCAGCCCCGACGACCUUCAAGUGGGCGAUCGGGUCGUUUGCUUUUGCCGGAAAGACGCCUUCUCCACAUAUACGACCACACUUGCUGCUGUUUGCGUGCGGAUUCCGGACAGCCUCACCUUUGACCAAGCGGGAACGAUGCUUAUACCGUAUUUUACUGCCAUUCACUCCAUGGUCAACGUCGGACGCGUCACAAAAGGCCAGUCCGUCCUGAUCCACAGUGCGUGUGGUGGAGUGGGCCUGGCAGCUAUCCAGGUGGCCCAGAUGCUGGAGGCCGAUGUGUAUGUCACGGUUGGCAGCGAAGAGAAGGUUAAGUAUUUGAUAGAGAACUACCACAUCCCGCCAAACAGAAUCUUCCACUCCCGUGACAACUCCUUUGUGGAUGGUGUGAUGCGAGAGACAGACGGCCGUGGAAUAGACUUCAUUCUCAACUCCCUCUCGGGCGAGCUGUUGCACGCGACGUGGAACUGCGUGGCUGAGUUUGGCACUCUACUGGAGAUCGGAAAACGCGAUCUGAUCGGCGAUGGUAAACUCGACAUGAAGCCAUUCCUGGCGAACCGCAACUAUUGUUGUGUCGACAUUGAUGGACUUUGGAAGAGAAUCCAUGUCGCAAGAGCAUUGAUUUUCUCCAUCUUGGACUUUUACAACAAAGGAUACAUUUCGCCACUCCCGACGAAAAUAUUUCCCGCAGGCCAGACGCAGGAUGCAUUCCGAUUUAUGGAGAAGGGUCAACACAUUGGUCGUGUCGGCGUUUCGUUCAAGCCAACCGAAGGGGAGACCCACCUGGGAUUGGAAACCACCAAGAGGACUUUAACGAUUGCUUUUAACGAGUCAGCCUCUUACCUCAUGGUUGGUGGCCUUGGCGGUAUUGGUCGAGCCGUAUCCACCUGGAUGGUCGAUCACGGUGCUCGUGAGCUCGUCUACCUCUCCCGUAGUGCUGGCCUCACGCCCAAAGACGAUGACUUUGUCGCCGAGCUUCACAGCAUGGGCUGCGCCGUCAAGCUUGUGAGUGGGGAUACCACGAAACUGGAGGACGUGAAGAAAGCCAUGGGUGCAGCGACCUAUCCCCUCAAAGGUAUUGUACAGAUGUCCAUGGUCGUCGCCAACGAGAACUUUACGAGGAUGAGCUUCGAUGAAUGGAUGGCGUCGACCGCACCCAAAGUUCAGGGAACCUGGAACCUCCACAAUGCUUCCAUGGAUGCGGGGAUCGAUCUAGAUUUCUUUGUGAUGUUUAGCUCGGUCUCCGGCAUCGUUGGACAAGCUGGCCAAGCUAAUUAUGCCAGUGGAAACAGCUUCCUCGAUGCGUUCGCCCAGUAUCGUAAUGACCUGGGCCUGGCGGCGUCCGUCGUUGACAUGGGGGCUGUGGAGGACGUUGGAUGGAUUUCUGAGCACCAAGGCAUGAUGGGGAAAAUGUCCAGGAGUGGUUUCAAACCUGUCCUGGAGCAGGAGGUCAUCGAUGCAAUGGCCAUAUCCAUGUUAGUCCAUAACAAACCAGGUCCAGCCGUCGACGAAGCCCUUGCGGUUGAUGCAAAGAACGCUUCUUAUUUCGUGCACAAGAAUACGUUCCUCGUUGGGCUUGCUUUGCUCAUUCCAUUGCAUGACCCCAGCAACUACGUGAUCUGGAAGAAAGACCGUCGCAUGGCCUCCUAUCACAACAAUUCUGCGGUUGUCACGACCACCGCAUCGACAGAUGUUCUGAAGUCAUACCUGAGCAACGCUAAAGCGGACCCUUCCAUUCUCCAGUCGCCAGAAGCCGCGAAGCUCUUUGCGGUCGAGAUUGGCAAGAGACUGUUCGAUCUGUUGCUGAAACCUCACGAGGAGCCUAAUACGAGCUCGCCAUUGCUGGACCUCGGUCUUGAUUCUUUGGUGGCUCUCGAAUUGCGUGCUUGGAUCAAACAGGUCUUCUCGUUCGACCUUCCCAUGCUGGAAAUGAUGAGCAUUGGCUCUCUUGACAUUCUGGGUCAAUAUGCGGCAAACGAAGUUUAUCGAAUCGCGAUAGAAAACAACGAGAGUUAAACCGUCGCUCGUGCGAAUUGCACUGGCAAAGUCUACGUUGCAGCAUGCUGCUACUUGCU
Messenger RNA from Aspergillus pseudotamarii, 7571 nucleotides. Its product is annotated as reducing polyketide synthase sphB. The transcript is spliced from 4 exons. Bases 16 to 7512 code for a protein of 2498 amino acids. Gene Ontology annotation, biological process: secondary metabolite biosynthetic process; fatty acid biosynthetic process. The record is from RefSeq and is a predicted model, not a curated record. Gene Ontology annotation, molecular function: phosphopantetheine binding; oxidoreductase activity; fatty acid synthase activity. Lineage: Eukaryota; Fungi; Ascomycota; Eurotiomycetes; Eurotiales; Aspergillaceae.